This is a messenger RNA of Chrysoperla carnea, 677 nucleotides long. RefSeq names its product protein lethal(2)essential for life-like. The record is from RefSeq and is a predicted model, not a curated record. Gene Ontology annotation, biological process: protein refolding; response to heat. Gene Ontology annotation, molecular function: structural constituent of eye lens; protein folding chaperone. Lineage: Eukaryota; Metazoa; Arthropoda; Insecta; Neuroptera; Chrysopidae. The coding region runs from base 131 to 655 and encodes 174 amino acids. The transcript has a single exon.
GCGUUACCGGCAGAUUGCAAUAGAAACUCAACGAGUACACAACUGAAAGCGAAUCUAAGUGAUUAAAAAGUGCUUUAUAUUCCAAGUGAAUUUUAUUGUGAAUUUUGUAAAUUAAAGUAAAUAAAAAAAAAUGUCUCUAAUUCCAUUCAUCUUUCAAGACGUUUUAAGCGAUCCAUGGGCAAGACCAUCUCGCCUACAUGAUCAACAUUUUGGAUUGGGAUUACGAAGCGACGAUUUAUUGGAGCCAUUUGUAGUACCAUCGAUGUUAAGUCGAAAUUAUUAUCGACCAUGGCGUUCUGCUUUGGCUAAAUUGGAUCAAGGAUCUACUGUAGUGGCUGACAAAGAAAAAUUCCAAGUAUCAUUGGAUGUACAACAAUUUGCUCCAAAUGAAAUUCAAGUAAAAGCCAUCGAUGAUAAUCACAUUAUUGUGGAGGGUAAACAUGAAGAGAAACAAGAUGAACAUGGUUACAUUUCAAGACAAUUUACCAGACGAUAUGUGUUACCAGAAGGUUAUGAUGGUAAAAAUAUAGCUUCUAGUCUCUCUUCAGAUGGUAUUUUAACAAUUGAAGGUUCAGCAGGUGAACGAGCAAUUCCAAUUACUCAAACUGGUCCAGUAAGAAAAGAAAAUAAAUCAGUCGAGGAGAAAAAACAAUAAUUAAUAUUUUAUAAUAUGUAAU